GAAUUGAGUGAGACUAGAUAUGUAGCGUGGGGACGCAAUGCCAAUGCAAUGCUAAUCAAGUUUUGUAACGACAGCUGAAAAUCGAUGAAACUUACCUUUGCCUUCCUUUCUGCUAUUUUCGUGUAUUUAUCCGACAAGAAUUUCGGUUAGUAUUUGAAAGAAAAUAGCCAUGGAACUUUCAUCAAUCGACACUCCAGUCCUGGUUAGCGCUUGUCUCCUGGUCCUGGCCUUCCUGAUCGGAUGUUCUAGAGGACGGGAUACAUGGAUCUUCGUGGACUUUCUGGCUACUUCUGCGUUUGGUCUUGGAUGGUACUUCAUCCCUGAUAUCAUCUUGGGAUUCCAGAUCAAUGUGACCCCCGAUGGUACUCAUCUGACAUAUACUCGAGCCUUUGCUGCUUGUAUGAUUGGCGAUGCUGUAUCGCGGUAUUUCCUAAGAUCAUCUAAAGAUGCUUCUACACUUGUCUACCUCCUCUUCUCCCGCAUAGUGGGCUGCUCUGUUCUCAUUAUUUCCAUGAUCUACAUUCAAUACUUCGGUGGAAGUGUUUGGAACCAAAAUCACAUCUUCUUUGGCAUGCUGGGUAAUAUGCUGUGGAUGAUGGGAAGUGUUGUCUACUACUACCAGUCCCGCUAUUCCGGUGGCCACGCCCAGCUUGAAAGCCGUCUCAACAUGCACCUCCGCCUGGAUGGAUUCCUUACUCUGUUGAUCGGGUGCUCUUGCUACGCCUUUCCCGAUUUCUAUUUGAAAAUGCAGACUACCCUUGAGACGUACGAUGGAGCCCAUCUUCACAUGGUUAGAUCCACUGGAGCUCUCCUCAUUGGGUCGGCUAUGCUGAGCUUUGUGGCUCCAGGCUUUCUCUUCGACUGGGACAAGAGGGCGCUCUUCAUUGGCCGUAUUGUGAAAGUAUUUGUGACUGUCCUUGCUGUUCUCUAUGCCGCUGCCAAGUACGAUGCAUGGGGAGGCAAUCUCCAUCUCUACCUCCUCAUGGAGAUCAUCAUCACAUUGAACUCGUUGCUAGGCUACUACGCCCCCCAUGAGACGGAACGCUACAAGAGCAAUUAAGGAGAUAUCCCAAGGAAACCGGAAACACCUGCACAUGUACACGAGGUGCAGAACAGUAAUCUAAGGGUUUCUUGGCGAUACAACAAAUUCUGAAGAGUGGAUUAAGUUAUACCUAGGGGCCCCGUUUCAUAAAGAGGUACAAGUUUACAACUGUUGUAACAUUACCAUUGUGGCAACUACCAUGGCAACAGGGUUUAGGAGCCAAUCCAAAUCAAGGUUGCCAUUGCAGUUGUCAUAAUAGCAAAGUUACAACAGUUGUCUAGCUCGUUAUUAAACGGGCCCCGGGGCUCCAUUUCAUAAAGACUUGUGGUAGUUUUGCUAUUAUUGUAACUACCAUGGAAACCUUGAUUUUAAAUGGUUGCCGAGCCCUGUUACCAUGGUAGUUAAAAAGAUUGUAGGUCUUUAUGAAAUGGCGCCCUGGACCCUGUAACUGAAAGCUCAGCGUUUGAUCCUACAAUUAUUUUUGUGUAAUCGAUCGUACUUACUGAAAUCAGUCUUAUGUUCAACUGUCAGAUGUUGUGUUUCAGGGCCCUGAGCAUUUUUUAGUCAGUCAUAGAAGCAUUUAAAAAAAAUUUAAAAUAGUCACAUACCAUGUAGCUAUGGUAGGUACUUAUUUAUUGGUGCACAUUACAAAAUGCAUUAGUAAACUUGAGGUAUGUGAGGGUUGUUGUUGAGGUUGUGGUUUGAUCCAGGCUGUGGCUGUUUGCUGUAUGCCUCUAUAACUGACCAAAUGAUGCUCCUAAUUUUGAUUUGUUCCACGAAUUAUGAAUUCUCACGUGCCAUCUUUUUUGCUGUCCGCUUUAUGCUGUGGCAAUUCUGAAGCAAAUGAGUCUCGAGAUUGAUAUCAUAGUUUUGAAGAUUUUUUAUUGAGUUUAAAGUAGGAACUAUAAUUUUAGAAUGACACGGCUAUGGAAAUGUAAAAUUAUAAUCGAGGAAGUGGUUAGGCUUUUCAAGAUAUAGACGAUGAUCAUGAUAAAAAGACCCCAGUGAAAUAUUUUAUUAGAACUGAAUACUAGUAGACUAGAACAGUCAUAUAAAACUGAAUGUGUCUUGAUUCUUGAUAAAUUAUGAUGAUGAACAGUAACCAAUCUCUUAUAAAAACUAACACAAAUAAUGUU
Lytechinus pictus (painted urchin) is the source of this 2178-nucleotide messenger RNA. RefSeq lists its product as uncharacterized. The transcript has 7 exons. The record is from RefSeq and is a predicted model, not a curated record. Lineage: Eukaryota; Metazoa; Echinodermata; Echinoidea; Temnopleuroida; Toxopneustidae. The coding region runs from base 170 to 1060 and encodes 296 amino acids.